Messenger RNA from Ambispora gerdemannii, 252 nucleotides. NCBI's taxonomy places the organism in Eukaryota, Fungi, Glomeromycota, Glomeromycetes, Archaeosporales, Ambisporaceae. The record is from the annotation of a GenBank genome assembly.
AUGCACAACCGUGCUCGAGGAAUUUUACAAUGGGAGCGUACGCACAAAGCAAUUGUUCCGAUCUGCUAUGAAGAGCAGAAAAAACAUCUUUUUGAUUUUGUGGUCUUGCUCUGGGAUCUAAAAGAAGGUUUGAUAAAUACAGCAAACAUGAUUAAACAAUUACAGGACGAGGAUAACGAUGGUAUCCAAGUUAUCAGGCAGACUUCCUCUGCAUCCAGGACUAGUGAUGACCUGAUGGGAUAUAGUUGGUAG